AUGAGCUAUGACCGCUACGUGUCCAUCUGCAAACCCCUGCACUACGGGACCCUCCUGGGCAGCAGAGCUUGUGCCCACAUGGCAGCAGCUGCCUGGGCCAGUGCCUUUCUCAAUGCUCUGCUGCACACAGCCAAUACAUUUUCCCUGCCCCUGUGCCAUGGCAACGUCCCGGGCCAAUUCUUCUGUGAAAUCCCACAGAUCCUCAAGCUCUCCUGCUCACACUACAAACUCAGAGAACUUGAUCUCAUUGUGGUUAGUGCCUCUUUAGUAUUUGGCUGUUUUAUGUUCACUGUUUUCUCCUACGUGCAGAUCUUCAGGGCUGUGCUGAGGAUCCCCUCUGAGCAGGGACGGCACAAAGCCUUUUCCACCUGCCUCCCUCACCUGGCUGUGCUCUUCCUAUUUAUCAGCACUGGAAUGUUUGCCAACGUGAAGCCCCCCUCCCUCUCUUCCCGAUCCCUGGAUCUGACUUUGUCAGUUCUGUACUCGGUGGUGCCUCCAGCCCUGAACCCCUUCAUCUACAGCCUGAGGAACCAGGAGCUCAAGGAUGCCCUGAGGAAAAUGAUGACUGGAUGGUUUCAGAAGCAUUAA
Molecule: messenger RNA, 588 nt
Organism: Zonotrichia leucophrys gambelii
Lineage: Eukaryota; Metazoa; Chordata; Aves; Passeriformes; Passerellidae
Product: olfactory receptor 14J1-like
Exons: 1
Coding region: 1-588 (195 amino acids)
Biological process (GO): G protein-coupled receptor signaling pathway
Cellular component (GO): membrane
Molecular function (GO): odorant binding; olfactory receptor activity
Source: RefSeq, a predicted model, not a curated record